Molecule: messenger RNA, 4683 nt
Organism: Culex pipiens pallens (northern house mosquito)
Lineage: Eukaryota; Metazoa; Arthropoda; Insecta; Diptera; Culicidae
Product: putative metabolite transport protein HI_1104
Exons: 4
Coding region: 368-1906 (512 amino acids)
Biological process (GO): transmembrane transport
Cellular component (GO): membrane
Molecular function (GO): transmembrane transporter activity
Source: RefSeq, a predicted model, not a curated record
UGGAAAUCCGUUUCUUUUAGGACGCAAUGUAAUAUGAACGAAAAUGGUUCCUGAAGAUGGACGGAAAUUUGUAAACAUUAGAAAAUUGUUUUUUUGCAUGGCCAGCUACGAUGUUGUUUUCUUUUAUGUGUAUAACAGUUUAUUCCAGUUUCUAUCAGUCAAGGGGUUCUAAAGUUGUGUUUCGAGUUAUUUGCUCAGGCUGGAGAAAAAAUCGUGCUGUUGAUCAACCCCUCGGUUAAAUCUAUUAUAAAAUCUGUUAUAAAAGUUGGAGCUCUCCACCGCUAGAGGCAGCACUGUAUAAAUCCCUCUUUUUGAAUCUCAAGUUCUACCGAUGUGACUGGAGGUUAAAGAUUAAGCCACUUGAAAAAUGCAAACUCUCGCGGAUAAGCUACGCUUCCUGUACAAACCGUACGUCCUGGCGGUGCUGACCAUCGGCUACAUAGCUGGCGAGCUGGGUCACUACCUGAUCGGAGUAACGUCCAAAGCGACGGCCAUCGAGCUGGACUAUGGAGAUCACGCGUGUCAGCAGAACCACACCGAAGUCGAGCGGCAUCUGCUUUCGAAACAGUGUGCCGACGUUAUCCUCGAGCAUGAAUGCCACCAGCAGCUUCACAACGGGACGCUGUACUGCGAAUGGAACUACAACGGGCUGGGCCUCGAGUACCAGCUGCUGGCCGGUCCGAGCUUCAUUGCCGUGUUCACGGUGAUGGGUGUCGUGUUGGGCUUCGCCGCCGAUCGCUUCAACCGUGUUCGCAUGUUGACGGUCUGCACGCUGGUCUUCGGGCUGGCCAUCAUCUUCCAGGGUACCGUCCAGGAGUACUGGCAGUUGAUUCUGCUGCGUAUGGUGAUGGCAGCGGGGGAGGCCGGCUGCAAUCCGUUGGCCACCGGAAUUAUGAGCGAUAUCUUCCCGGAGAGCAAGCGUGCGCUGGUGAUGGCCAUUUUCAACUGGGGAAUCUAUGGCGGGUAUGGGAUUGCUUUUCCGGUGGGUCGUUACAUCACGAAGCUGGACAUUUGGGGUCAGGGAUGGCGCAUCUGCUACUACGGAACCGGAGUGCUGGCUCUGUUGAUGGCCGUUUUGACUGGGACUACGCUGAAGGAACCGGAACGGCAGAGCAUCGGCGAGGAAAAUGAGGCAAAGGCCAAGGUUCCGCUGGUGAAGGUGCUGAUGCAGCCACGUGUUAUCUUGCUUAUGAUUGCGGCCUCGAUCCGUCACUGCGGUGGAAUGACCUUCGCUUAUAAUGCUGAUUUGUACUACAACAUCUACUUCCCCGACGUGGACCUUGGCUGGUGGCUGUUUGCCGUGACGAUCGGAAUCGGCAGCAUUGGUGUGGUGAUUGGUGGAAUUGUUUCCGAUAAGUUUGUGGCCAAGAUGGGAAUCCGGUCGCGUGUUGCUUGCCUGGCCAUCAGCCAGCUGAUUGCCACUCCGUUCGCCUUCGGAUCCGUGUACUACGAGCCACUGUGGGCAAUGAUCACGCUCGGAAUCAGCUACUUCUUUGCCGAAAUGUGGUUCGGAAUCGUGUUCGCGGUGCUGGUAGAAAUCGUCCCGCUGCAGGUCCGCUCGACCACCAUCGGCGUGUUCCUGUUCGUGAUGAACAACAUCGGCGGCAACCUGCCCAUCCUGGUCGACCCCCUGGCCAAGGCCAUCGGCUACCGUGGCUCCGUCAUGUUCUUCUACGCCGGAUUCUACGGCCUCAGCACGAUUCUGUUCUUCAUCACGAUGUUCUUCAUGGACGGACCGGUCAAGGCGACGGCUCCGGAAGUCACCGAGCGCAACCAGGUCGAGAUGGGCCACGAGAACAACACCUUCCAGCCGGACGACUUCAUCAACGGCAUCAACGGCGGUGCGCCCAAAACCAACGGACACAACAUCCUGAACGUGAGGCCCUCGGAAAGUAGCAGACUGUAGACCAAAUCGCAGUACGAAUCGUAGGAUUAAGGCUAGGAUAUUGAAUGCGAUGAGGACGAAUCUCGCGCAGCGGAGAGCCUAAACACGGACGAAGCUCAUGUUCAAUUUUACAGUGGUACCUCGAAAGUUUAUUUUACACAACACUUAAUGUUAGGAAUCUCGUGCAGGCAAGAGUGCAAGACGACGUGACUUUACGCGUAGUUGACUUUAUUUAUAACCGGUGAUACAUUAGACGUGUUUUAAUUAGAGACGAACAAUUCAAGCAAUAAAUGCAGCCAUUUUAAAUAAGUGUUUUUUUUUGAAUUUACUCAUCACAGUCCCACCAUCCAGGUGCUCAGCCCAGAUUCAGAUCCCAAAACAUUUAAUUUUAAACAUAAAAACUACUUUCCUUUCAAUGCAAUUAAUCAAUCGGAAAGCAGUAGAUAUUUCAAGUGUCCUCUUCAACUGACUGCUUGCCCGCCUGUGUAUUUUAAUUGGAAAGCGCAUUCGCCCAGCAGAACCGCCACCCAACAAUUAGCAUCAAUUUCCUCCCCCGCGUUUGCUUGAACUCGCCCAUUCUAACGGAACCCACUUCAAUCGAAUCAACCGGUGGAAACCAAAUAACCCUAGCCGGACACACACACAUUUCCCAAACUAGAGCCAGCCUCCUCUGCAACACGAGAAAACGAGAAAGAUGACCAGAAGUGGAAAACACGGGUCAAGCGGAAAUCGAAAACCAAAACGACGCCGAUUGCAAACCAAGAGUCAAACACGCCACGUGUGAUGGAUGCUGUAAAGUGGGACAGACAAACUGACGAAUGAUCGGAAUAUUUGACUUACGUCUGUUUGUCUGUGGUAGAGAGGAAACGCAAAAUAAAUCUGUUGCUCGCACAUUUGCUACAUCUGGAUCGAAAUGUUUUGUUUACGGUUUUUUUAGUUUUUUAUUUCACUUAUACGACUCAGUUUUCAUUUAAUAGCUUCUAUCUCCAGUGAGUGUUCGGCAUGGUUGAUUUUUUUUUUUGUUCCAUUUUCUUCUUUUGUUUUUUUUUUGUCUGCAAUUUUUGCUUCAUUUUACACAAAAAUACUGUAAUAUUUCCAUUUAUAUAGCUAAUAAGAAGUACAUAAAUUGAUUUUUUGUUUUCAUGAAAUUUAAAUCUGCUGCUUCAUCUAGAAUUUUUGUUUCUUUCACUUCGCUUUGUGUUCGUGAGUGCGUGCGUGCCUUUGUGUCUGUCUGUGUCUCUUUGAGUAGUAAGUUUACAAACUAGUCGUUGGACCUUGCGGCGUGUGCAGUCCAGUUUUCGUCUCCGGUUAUCAACUGUGAUGCAUUUGAUUUUUUUGUCAGUGCUCUAAUGGAAAGAAAUUCAUGCUUGCGAGUAAGUUUGGGGUGAGUUGUAAAGAGGCAUUUUUAUGCUUAGAUUUCCGCUAGAGUUUGGACGUGUCAUCAUGUUACUAUUUGACGUGAUUUUUGUGGAGCUGUUGCUGAGAACUUAGUCAAACUCAGAGUGAGAGCAAGUAAAAGUUUUGAGAAAUUGCCUCGGCCUUCAACGAUUUUAAAUCAAUUGUAUAGAAAAGAAGAAAUCAUCCAAAUUGUUAAUUCGUUCGUUCUGUGUGUUGAGUAUGAGAAUGAUAAUUAUCUUAGUUUCGAUUUUUGCAAUCUAGUGACGAUCGAGCCCAUUUUUUGUUUUGCGAAUUUCCCUAAAUAUUCACAAGUGUAAUUUGCAGGUUAUCUGAGAGAGACGAUUUUAUCGUUUCCCCAGAAAGAUCCUGAAAGAGGUGCGUCAAUCUCAUUCACUCAUUUAUUUAAUAUAAGAUCAUUUGAUUGGCUGGCAAGUCAACCAAUGUCCAAUGUCAACCCAGGAUUAUUAUUUAGGGUUAAUUCUAACCGGUAGAUGUCUUUACCCCAACCAAUCAGGGAUUAGGAUUUCUAUAAUCUAGAAGACUCUGCAAUCGGGGUACUCAAUUUUGACAAGUAUUUCGAGGGAUUACCUACUGGGUCUCUUGAAGAUGUUUCUAUCAUAAGAACACAGUAAUGUUAUUUUCAAAAUCACUCAAAUAAUGAUCACAGAAUUCUUUGAGUUCACAAGGCAAUUAAAGUUACAACAAGCGUCUAUAUAGAGAAGAAAAGCAACUCGCAACAUAAUUUUGAGGCUAGGAAUUUUGACAGGUAUGAUUUUCAUAAAGUAUUCGCCUCCUUUUCUCUCCAACAGAAAACUGGGGACAAUGUAGCUGUCAAACUAGGCCAAACUGUUAAAGUCACUCACAAAAUGAACUUUGAGUGAUUUGAGUUCAUUUCUGACGUCACGAUUUUCUUCUCUAAUAGGUUUUACAGCGUGACGUCACGAGCGCACACGCUCACACAUUGUGACUGAGACACACGUGCAAAAAAUGUUGUCAAAUUUCUAACCUUAAAAUUGAGUCGGCGUAAAACCUAAUAGGCAAGGAAACCAUGACGUAGCAAAUGAACUCAAAGAACUCAGUAUUCAUUUUGUGAGUGCCUUUUGAGUGGUUUGACAGGUGUCGUUUUCUGGAUUUUUUUUUAAUUUGAAUUUGCUUUCGAUUGCCGAAACGUCAGAACGUCAUUUUCCGUAUUUUUGCCAGUGGCUUUGUCUUCUGGUCGUGUUUCUGGCCGUGUAGGUAACUGUUCUUGGUCAUUCCCGUGGCCGAGUCCUUGCCGUGCUCCUGACCGUGUUUGUGUCCAUGCGGUACAGAACAAUCGGAACAGAAUUCAAAUUUUCUAUGUUCCGGAAUGACACCUGUCAAAAAAGUUCAUUUGGUUUAUUUACCUUUGAGGUUAAGUU